AUUAUUCUAGGUGAACACUGCUUUAAUAUUGCUGAAAAUACUAAUUUUUAUGUUUUUUUUAUUUUAUUAUUUCUAUUCCAGCAUUUAUCAUUUCUUCACAAGUAUAUACAAAAUUUUGAAAGGCAUCUAGAACAAUUUCGUGAAUAUAAACAAGCAGUUCCAACCUUUGGUGCCAUCCUACUGAAUGAAGAACUAACCCAUGUUUUGCUGGUUCAGGGGUUUUGGUCCAAGAGUUCAUGGGGAUUCCCCAAAGGUAAAGUUAACGAAGGAGAGGAUCCAGCUCGCUGCGCAGUGCGUGAAGUUUUAGAAGAGACGGGAUUCGACAUAUCUCACCUGAUUUCCGCCAAAGAAUUUUUAGAAACGACCGUCAACGAUCAAUUAACUCGACUUUAUAUCGUACCCGGUGUGCCCCAUGAUACCAAAUUCAUACCCAGAACGAGGAAUGAGAUAAGAGCCGUACAGUGGUUUUCAGUCGCCGACCUUCCGAAUUGCAAAAAAGACGCCAUGACUAAAGUUCGACUAGGAAUCGGUUCGUCGUCCUUUUUCAUGGUCUUUCCAUUUGUCAGACUGAUACGAAACUGGGUAUCUUGUCGAAUGACUUACAAACAGCAACAGCCUGGAAAUGGCAACAGUCGAAAGGCAAAACAGAGGCGAAAAUCCCUAGAAGAGCAGUCCAUAACCGGUAUUCUUCAAAGGCACUCUAAACCGAAUUCAGAAGAUGAUACUAGCAAAGUUGCUUUGAGUCCAAAUACCGAGCAGCUUUAUCAGCGACUUUCUAAGUCAGCCGCACACUCCUCUUCAUCAACUUCUACCAAUACACUUCAAGGACUUAGCGUUAAAAAAACAAAGCAUCCAUCACGUCGCCAGUUAUUCACGGACAAAAUACAAAAGCCCGUUACUCCGCAGGGAGGUACAGCAACAACAAGCCCAGUCGUGAUCGGCGAUAGGUUCGAUCCAGCCAAACAGGUCUGCUACGUCGCUCCAUCUUGGCUUAACUUCAAGCUCAACGUAGAACCUAUUUUGGCAUGUUUUGACUAGGCUUAUGUUUGUGUCUCAGACGUACGACCUCGUCAGAUUUUGUCAUUCUCAUUAAUUUUUCUUGCUAUUCAAUAACGUUUAAUCAAGGAUAAAAUACGACACGCAAAAUUUUUGCGUACAAAUAUAUAUUUUCUUUUCUGUAAUAAAUCCAUGGAAAUUA
This is a messenger RNA of Daphnia magna, 1198 nucleotides long. RefSeq names its product m7GpppN-mRNA hydrolase (gene DCP2). The annotation marks the transcript as partial. Gene Ontology annotation, cellular component: P-body; cytoplasm. NCBI's taxonomy places the organism in Eukaryota, Metazoa, Arthropoda, Branchiopoda, Diplostraca, Daphniidae. Gene Ontology annotation, molecular function: 5'-(N(7)-methylguanosine 5'-triphospho)-[mRNA] hydrolase activity. Gene Ontology annotation, biological process: deadenylation-dependent decapping of nuclear-transcribed mRNA; nuclear-transcribed mRNA catabolic process, nonsense-mediated decay. The record is from RefSeq and is a predicted model, not a curated record. The transcript is spliced from 5 exons.